Anopheles stephensi (Asian malaria mosquito) is the source of this 1095-nucleotide messenger RNA. RefSeq lists its product as uncharacterized. The record is from RefSeq and is a predicted model, not a curated record. The coding region runs from base 256 to 858 and encodes 200 amino acids. Gene Ontology annotation, biological process: tissue regeneration; cell adhesion. The transcript is spliced from 2 exons. Lineage: Eukaryota; Metazoa; Arthropoda; Insecta; Diptera; Culicidae. Gene Ontology annotation, cellular component: membrane.
GGUUAAGCAGCAGGGCCUAGAACAUCGCUCCGACCGGUGGUAUGCAUGUAGUCAGUCCAACCUUCGCAUUGGUGGUACGUCUUUUGCCACCUGCGCCCUUGGCUUACAGCGCUAUAAUAGCACUCUGCAGUUAUCGUUCGAUUUUCAGACCGUUCUCGACCACCGGCUCGUUAUCACGGGUGCGUACACCGCGAUCAGCUUCAUUUCGGCGGACCCGUUAACCAGGCAGCAAAGAAAGGGCAGUGAGUGCUCACCAUGACCAGACCCGAACCGUCCAGCCGCAGCCCUACGCGCGGGGAACGCAUAACGCGCUACGAUAAACCGCACCAGCGUGCCGAACAGGUGGGCAAUUGGGGUGUGCGCGUCUUUACCGGCAGUGAGAAACAGUCGAAAGUGUUCUGCAAUCCGGUGAUCUUCAAUCAGGAUGCAACCAGAGUGCAACCGUACCAGGAGAACGAUUGGGGCAACAACGAAACGACCCCGAACUAUGCGGCCGAUCGUGUUGCGAACGGGUCGGACCGACAUGGUAGAGACGGUGGCGGUUACGAUGUGCGACGGUCGGUGUUGGAAAAUGCACUGAACAUUGCUUUUCUGGCGGCCAACUCGAAUCAGCUGCGACUGCUGAGCACAUCGAACAUCGAGCGGCAGGAAUCGUCCACCUAUCUGGCCAUCUUUGCGCUGCUGAUAGUGUCGCUCAUACUGCAAAUCAUGAACUGUGUCGCCAUGCUGAUGAUGUCGACGUACACCAGUCAGCGUUGGCCACUGCUGCGAACCCUGGCCUGCAUUGCUGCCACCGUAAUUGCGCUGCUCAAUCUGGCCGUCGUAACGAUGCUGAAUGUUUUGCUUGAAACGCAGUAACUUUUGUACAAACUUUACUAUAUUCUCACAUUUUUUAGACAAAAUGUUGUUAACGAACGUAUGUUCAUUUCGAUUGUUAUGGUUGGAUACUUUAAGAAAGUCUUGUAAUUACAUUUCCCCAUAAACUUGAACUAAAUAAAUGUUUUAAGAAAUUUGCACUACUCUAAAUCUGUUUUUCCAACAACUAUUAGGACAUUCGAAAUGUGGGGUUGUUUUAACGGGCAUAAUAUACUAACA